Molecule: messenger RNA, 465 nt
Organism: Macrosiphum euphorbiae (potato aphid)
Lineage: Eukaryota; Metazoa; Arthropoda; Insecta; Hemiptera; Aphididae
Source: the annotation of a GenBank genome assembly
AUGGAAUUUUUGAAUUCUUUAGAAAUAUCAGGAUUACCAUCUCAUAUAUUAACGUUGAAAAUUGGUGCACUAAUAAUGGUUUUACGAAAUCUCAAUACACCUAAAUUAUGCAAUGGUACUCGAUUAUGUGUGAAGACAUUAAAAAAUAAUAUAAUUGAAGGUAUAAUAUUAACAGGAUGUGGAAAAGGAGAACAUGUUUAUAUCCCAAGAAUACCUCUUAAACCAACUGAUACACCGUUUGAAUUUGAAAGAUUACAAUUUCCUGUAAAACUUGCCUUUUCAUUCACUAUUAACAAAUCUCAAGGACAAUCAUUAAAAACUACUGGAGUUUAUCUUGAAACACCAUGCUUUUCUCAUGGCCAAUUGUAUGUAGCAUGUUCAAGAGGAGGUGAUCCAAACAAUUUGUAUAUAUAUUGUAAAAAUAAAAAAACUAAGAAUGUUGUUUAUCAACAGGCAUUAAAUUAA